GUCCCCGGGUGCAGGGUCCUGUCUCCAGGCGCGGAGUAGGGGUGCUGGCUCUGGAUAUGGCCGGGCAGAGAGGAGAGCUGCUCCUGCCCCUGCUGCUGCUGCUGAGCCUUGCUGUGCCGGAUCUCACGCUGGGGACCACAACCACAGAUGUGACACUCACCGCAUCCCCGAAUCUCCCCACCUCCUCAACACCCAGAGAGACCAUGGCGCUGCUGCCCACCACCAACUCCACCACCACAGACACCACCCCUCCCUCCAGCCCUGAAGCCUCCACCCCAGAGGCACCGAUGGACGCCCCCACCGCCAGCCCUGCUACGCCCGGGGGGAGCAGCCUGGCACCCUCCAGCACCAGCACCCCACAGGCGAGGGGCAGCAGAGCCCCCAGCCCUGCCGCCACUGUGGCGCAGCCUGACCCCACCCCAACAGAGCUGGGUCUCGCCCCCGGCACCCCAGCUCCAACCGCCGUGGCCAUGACACCCAGCUGUGCUGAGGCCACCAUCGUCCUGUCCGUGGGGAGCAGCGCGGCCCUGGCUGCCAGCUGGCCGGGGGGUGAAACAAGCCCGCUGCGCCCCGCCACCUCCGCUCCCCUCCCCUCCGCCUGGCUGGGCACCGGCACUGCCCACGGGCCAGCCGUGGCCACACCGCCCGGCAGCGCUUCCCCCGGGACCGGCAGCGCCGCUUCUCCCACCGCACCGACGCUGACACCGACAGCCACUUCGGCCGAGCCCUUGACGACCCCGCCAGACACCGGCCCCCCCCCCGCCACCAGCACGGGGGGCCCCGGGAGCACCCCCGCCCCCAGCCAGCCGGCCAGGACCAGCCCGACGGCAGCCGGGACCCCCAGCGCCGCUGCGGGGACCACUGUCACGGAUGUGACAGCAACCGUGUCCCUGACUCUCCCUACCUCCCUGACACCUAUGGAGACCUCACCACUGCUGCCCACCACCGACUCCACCGCUGCAGCCACCCUCCCUCCCUCCAGCCCUGAAACAGGAGCCUCCACCCUGCAGAGAUCCAGCACAUCCCUGGGGACUGGCAGCACCUCACCUCCCACCAUGCCUCCUCCCACUGGACCAGCACCGACAGCUGCUUCAGCCGAGCCCUUGACAACGCUGGCAGAUACCAUGGCCACCCCUGCUAUCAGCACAGGGGUCCCUGGGAGCAACCCCACUCCCAGCCGACCAGCUGGGACCACAUCCAGGAACACCCUUGACACCUCCAGCCAGACUGUGGGGCUGACCUCAGGUACCCUAACAUUAUCUGAGACUCCCAGCACAGCCACAGGCACAGAGACCUCUUCCCCCCCCACCGACUCAACCCAGAUCCCAGAGGUUACACCCAGCACCCCUGCAGACCUGUCAGUGAUGACAUCCACCUGCCCCACUGCCACAUCCAACACCAGUGCAUCACACCUCUUUCUGUCACUGCGUCUAAUGGUCCCCCAGAACCUGGAGAACACCAUGGUGCAGGAGCUGGUGUUGUCCAAGCUCCGUGGGAACCUGCAGACAACAUUCCCAUGCGCCGGCCUGGCGGUGGAGUGGCGAGGGAAGAGGAGGACCUGACCACCGCUGCUCGCCCAGCUGGCACCUGCAUGGACUUGCCAGCCUUCUGCUCCCAGCUCCCUGCUCCAUGGUAGUGCAGCCCUUCAGUGUAACUGGUGCAGCUCCCCUUGAACCUGGGACCUCCCGUCCUUCCCUGCACAUCCCCAGAGGAUCCCCCAGUGCCCCCCCCCCCCCGUAGGCUGGGGUGCCCCUGCCCCUUCCCACAGCCUUUCUAGAGCCUGAGCCCUCCCACCACCCUCCACCAGACUUGGCUUCUGUGGUGGACUCCCUCUCCGCCAAGCUUUGCCAGUGAGCUGGGCUUUUACAGUUGGGACUGAGCUGGCUCAGCCAUGGAAGCCACCCUGGGGACCGACAGGUGAGAGAAAGGAGACCUGGAGCCCCCAGUAUUGCUGUGCCCAGGGCACUUGGGGGCUUGGUGAUGAUGACCUCCAAGGAUUUGCAACCUGGGGAGGCUGUGGUGCCUGAGGUCUUCAAGAGAUGCUCCAUGGCUGCUUCACAUCCAGGGCAGGCCAAGAUGGAGCCUGGGGUGGCUCUGGGAAGGAGGCAGGAGAGGAAAAGAGUCCCUCUUUCCCACCUGAGCCCCGUCCCAGGGCCAGCCAAGGUCCUGAGCCCUGCAGUGCGGAGGGCGAAUGGACCCAGAGCCCAGCACACGGGCUCUCCCUGGCUUGCCUGCGGUAUUGCUGACAGAGGAGCACACCCAUGCCAGCACAGGCUGGGCAGUAAAAGGAAAUUCCACGUUUUCCAUGGCAAAGAUGAUGACUUCUUUUUUUCCAAGUUGCCUUCCCCAGUUUUCAGCUUCACUGUCUAGCGGAGGUACCAGCAAGGAAAACCAGCGAGUCCCAAAAGCUUCACGGGGGAGAGACAGGCUCCAGGCUGUCCCCUCCUGGCAGGGGCUGCUGCAGAGGUUGCCGAGGAUGGCUUGGCACCCUGAGAGGCUGGGGGUCCCCACUUUGGUGCUCUCUAACCCAUGACACCCCAUGGCUGCCAGGUCAGCUGUGUGCACCAUCAGGCCGUGGAAAUCCCGUGGGCUGUACUCCUUCCCUGUUUUUUUCCAGUCCCCAGCUAAGGAGUCGGCCGCAGCAUCUGUCCUCCUGCAGCAAAGUCAUUUAUUAACUGAUUAAUUAGCCAGAUAAAAUCCAACUGAAGCAAUUAUUAGCCUAAGCAAGUCACCUCGCCGGGAGAUUGAAAACUGAAAUAACUAGCAGAAUAGC
This is a messenger RNA of Falco peregrinus (peregrine falcon), 2773 nucleotides long. RefSeq names its product mucin-2-like. Bases 57 to 1562 code for a protein of 501 amino acids. The transcript has 6 exons. NCBI's taxonomy places the organism in Eukaryota, Metazoa, Chordata, Aves, Falconiformes, Falconidae. The record is from RefSeq and is a predicted model, not a curated record.